CUUGGCAAAGGCACCAAUCGACUUAUCGUAGCUAUCGCCAACCACUUGGCAUACGAAGCCUUUUGCAAAGGGAAUUUCGCCGACGAAACAGCCUUGAUUCGCCUGAAGGCUUUUCAUACGAAUAGGAUUCGGAGACGAUUUACUUUCGAGCUGGCUCGUUUCCUGUCCGUACGAACUCGUGAUGUUUUUAAACGUCAUGGACUGCUCAUGGAUCAAUUUCCACCCCGGCCAAUAGGUUGGGAUUUCACUAGUACUACAAACGAAAACGAUCAUCAUGAUGGCGAUGAGGGAAAUUCGAGUGGCAACGAUGAAGGAGGAGGAGCAGAGGGAACAAGAGGAGGACAAGACAGACACCAAGACAGCAGUCGAGAAGGGAAUCAUGGCGUGGAAGAGAGCAAGAGCUUCGAGCCAGAGGACCUCCCGCACAACAAAAGACGGAGAGACAGACAAGAAGAAGAGCUGCCAAAAAGUUGCUGCCAAAAUGACGAUGAGAAUAGUGAUGGUAGUAGUGGUGAAAGCAGGAAGAAUGAUCGAGAGAGCACUCCUAAACGAAGUCGAGUGCAGGAUGACAGUGUUAGUAGACACGUGCAGUUUUCUUCUGUUAUUACUACGGUAUCUGUCUUUAAUCCUGAGAAUAGCGUAGCUCCCCCUACGACGCUCGGUCCCGGGGUCCCAGAUAGUGGACUAUAGAAACAUUUUGUGUUUCCCG
This is a messenger RNA of Ectocarpus sp. CCAP 1310/34, 709 nucleotides long. Lineage: Eukaryota; Phaeophyceae; Ectocarpales; Ectocarpaceae. The record is from the annotation of a GenBank genome assembly.